AUUUAUUUUUUAUGAAAGCCCUGCUCAGCUCUGGCUGAUGGUGGCGCUGGAAAUUCAACAUGGGACCUUGGAGCCUCAGACAUGAGAGUCACUUUUCAGAACCAUAAUGCUACCCCCUUUUAAAUAUAUAUAUAUAUUAUUAUUGGAUGCAGACAGAGGGAAAUUGAGAAGGGAGGGGGAGACAGAGAGGGAGAAAUACAGAGAGACACCGGCAGCCCUGCCUCACCACUCCCGAAGCUUUCCCCCUGCAGAAUGGGAACUGCCACUUAACGAGGAGUCCACUGCUCAGCAGAAGACUUUCGGGCUGGAAGCACCUCACAGAGUCGAAAAAGGAGAAAUCCAACAUGACUUUGAGCAGUGUGGAAAAGAGGUCAGUGAACAUUGGCCUGUCCAGACAAACAGAACGCCUGGAGACAGCAGUAUCUCCGAGGAUAAUCAGUGUAGUAAAGAUGCCCUCACUCUCCAGAAGAACUCCUCCCCUGGGAAAGCCUUCUACGAGUCUGUUAAACAUACCAAAACAUCCACUGAAAACACAGCCCAGUUUUCUAAAGAACGCUCCUCUUACCUUCACCUCCAGAACCCAAUUCACACUGCAGUCAAACCAUCCAGAUGUAAGGAAUCAGAAGGGAGCUUCAAGGAUUCUAUACAUCUGAAUGGGGACACACAAACCCACACCAGAGACAAGCCCUGCCAGUCUCAGGAAUGUGGGAAGGCUGUCUGUCCAUCCCCAGACCUUGCUGACCGUAAAACAUGUCGCACCGGAGAGAAGACUUUUAACUGUGGGAAAUGUCUGAAGGCCUUUGGCACGUCCUCAAAACUGAUACGGCAUUUCAGGACUCACAGUGGCGAGAAACCUUUCAAGUGUGACAGGUGUCAGAAGAGCUUUGGCAGUUACUCCAACCUCACCAUCCACUACAGAACCCACACUGGAGAGAAGCCCUUUGAAUGUGACGUCUGCGGCAAGACAUUUACCACGUCUUCCUACUUCAUCGUCCACAAGAGGAUUCACACUGGCGAAAAGCCCUACAAGUGCAAGGACUGUGGGAAAGCCUUCGUCCGUCUGGCGCAUCUGAAAAACCACAUUCGAACCCACAGCGGAGAGAGACCCUAUGCCUGCCAGAAAUGCGGGAAGACGUUUACCACCUCUUCGUAUUUCGUGGUCCAUAAGCGGAUUCACACCGGAGAGAGACCCUAUCGAUGUAAGAAGUGUGGGAAAGGCUUCAUCCAUUCUGCUCACUACAACGAUCACUUGCGAACCCACAGCGGAGAGAAACACUUUGAGUGUAAAGAGUGUGGCCGAGCCUUUGCUCAGGCCUCGGGUCUCAGCUACCAUGUGCUCAAGGUUCACACCGGAGAGAAGCCUUUUGAGUGUGAGGCAUGCGGGAGAGCCUUUUCCACGUCUUCGCUCCUUACGAAGCACUUCCUCUCUCACACCGGAGAGAAACCCUUUGAGUGUGACGUCUGCGGGAAAGCGUUCACCACUUCUUCCUACUUUAACAUCCACCAGCGUAUUCACACUGGGGAGAAACCAUACCAGUGUAGGGAAUGCGGGAAAGGCUUCACUCAGUCCACGGGCCUCACCUACCACCUGAGAACUCAUAGUGGAGAAAAACCUUUUCAGUGUGAGAAGUGUGGCAAAGCCUUCUUAACAUCUUCAAAUCUGAGUAGACAUUUCAAAUCUCACACUUGAAAAUUCUUAGUUCGAGACGUGGGACAACUGUUGGCUUCUUUCUUUUCUUUUUUUUUUUCUUCUCCCCCAGCAUUGUGAAAAACCCUGGGCAUAAAAAUAACAUAAUUGGGAGUCGGGCUAUAAUGCAGCAGGUUAAGCGCACGUGACGCAAAGUACAAGGACCGGCGUAAGGAUCCCAGUUCAAGCCCCCCCCACCCCCGGCUCCCCA
Molecule: messenger RNA, 1898 nt
Organism: Erinaceus europaeus (western European hedgehog)
Lineage: Eukaryota; Metazoa; Chordata; Mammalia; Eulipotyphla; Erinaceidae
Product: zinc finger protein OZF-like
Exons: 3
Coding region: 107-1690 (527 amino acids)
Biological process (GO): negative regulation of transcription by RNA polymerase II; regulation of immune system process; regulation of cytokine production
Source: RefSeq, a predicted model, not a curated record